UAGAACCAGAGAAGAAUCAAAACACCGCGUUAAAAUAAAACUGGAUUAGAUUUAUUUAUGAAGCGGGUCGUUAGAUAUUAUUCAGGGAUUGUGUAAUGACGCCUUUCGCUGUUUCUUUCCUCUCCAGCCUCCCCAUGGUGCAUUAGCGCUCCAUAAUGGAUAAGAUUCUGGAAGGUCUGGUGAGCUCGUCUCACCCGAUCCCCGUAAAGCGGGCCAUAGUGAAGAUGGUGGUGGAGGCGGCUGAGAAAGAGGUGACGCAGGAGCAGUGUCAGGCCCUGUAUCAGCUCACUGCACGCCUCAUUCUGCUCGGUGAGGACGCCUUCCAGCGGCAGGUGGGCCUCCAGGUGCAGGAGGCGUACGCACGCUACCACCGUGAUGAGUUCGCCCGCUUCCUGAGUAAGGACUACGUCGUGGAACUGCUGCAUCACGGCUACGGCCCUCUAGACCGCCGCGAUCCGGCCAUACUGGACUUCCUGCAUGGUUGCCUGCGGCUUCUCAUCAGCUGCCCGGCCGUGCUCGAGCUGGCGCCGACGUUACAGACCGAGGUCCUACGCAUGGUGUGUGAGCGACCCGACGCCGCGUUCUGCAGCAAGCUCGCCACACUGCUCAGCGACUUCCCCCAGUGUGUGUCACGCAACAAAGCCGCUGUGCCGCUCUGCCAGCAGCUGGUGCGCACGUUUGCGCAUUUCCAGUGUCCGGCGGCCGAGGAGGCGGAGCUGAGGCGCUACGUAGGGCAGGUGGGCUGCGUGGCUGCGUUGCUGCAGGGCAUCUGGAAGGCGGAGCCGGCCACGCUUCUGCCCUCACUGCAGGAAGUGUUCGCUAUUAUCUCCUCAACAGAUUCAUCUUGUGAGCCGUCCAUCGCUCUGGCCAGUCUGGUGCAGCACAUCCCUCUGCAGAUGAUCACAGUCCUCAUCAAGAGCCUCACCACUGACCAAAACGUCAAAGACGCCAGCAUGACCCAGGCGCUCAGCAGGAUGAUCGAUUGGCUCUCAUGGCCGCUGGCCAAUCACGUAGACACUUGGGUUAUUGCUCUUUUGAAGGGACUGGCUGCUGUGCAGAAGUUCACCAUCCUCAUCGAUGUCACCGUGCUUAAAAUCGAACUGGUCUUUAAUCGUCUGUGGUACCCUAUAGUGAGACAGGGAGCGUUAGCGGUCCUCUCUCACAUGCUGCUGAGCUUCCAGCACUCACCAGAAGCCUUCCACUUGGUGGUCCCCCACAUGGUACCCCUGGUGCAGUCUUUGCAGAGCGAUGGCCUCCCUACCAGCAAAGCCUUCCUGCUGCAGUUCAGUGAGCUCAUCCACUGCAUGAUGUACCAGUACUCUGGUUUCCCCGACCUCUACGACAACAUCCUCGAAGUCAUUAAGGAACUCCCUAAACCCAGUGAAGAGAAGAUCAAGUAUGUGCUGAACCAAAGUGCCUGGACCUCGCAGUCAAACUCUUUCGUCUCUGGUCUGCUGAGGCUUACGGGCAAAUCGGAGACCGGGAAGACGGGACUCGUGAACUUGGGCAACACCUGUUACCUGAACAGUAUAAUUCAGAUGCUGUUCAUGGCUACAGAUUUCAGACGGAACGUAUUAUCCCUGAACCUGAACGGCUCUAAUACGCUGAUGAAGAAACUACAGCUUCUCUUUGCUUUCUUGGCGCAUACUCAGCGAGCGGCGUACGCACCGAGGAGCUUUCUCGAAGCGUCUCGGCCGCCCUGGUUCACGGUGGGCUCCCAGCAGGACUGUAGUGAAUACCUCCGCUUUCUUUUAGACAGGCUACACGAGGAGGAAAAGACUCUCCGAGCUCUCCAGACUGCCAAACCUAAGACCGUGUCCUCUGAUGUUGAGGGUACUGAUGAUGCGAAAGCUCAGAAUGUGACCAGCACCCCGUCUCAUUCUCAGACUACACCGGUGGACACUGAUGGUGAUGGACAGACUCUGGUGGAGCGGAUGUUCGGCGGGCGGCUCUCCACGGGCAUCCGUUGCUUGCAGUGCCAUAGUCUUUCUGAGAAAGAGGAACCGUUUACUGAUCUUUCUCUGGCUUUUUGCCCGUCCGGCAUUAUGGGCUCCUCGACCGCGCAGUCCCACCAGGGGGCAGUAAACGGCGGCAGUGAGAUCUCUGAAGGCACUGUAAAGGAUGAGCGGAGCGAGGAGAGACCCAAGACGGAGGCAGUGCUGUCCCUGUCAGAUCUGCUCGAGUAUUUCCUGGCCCCGGAGAUCCUGGAGGAGGAGAAUUGUUACUUUUGUGAACGCUGCGGCUCGCUGCAGCGGGCGGAAAGGGCCAUACACGUGGUGACUGCCCCCGAGUACCUCAUCCUCACUCUUUUACGCUUCUCAUAUGAUGCGACAUGCCACGUGCGGCGCAAAAUUCUGGACAACGUAGGCAUCCCGCUGCACGUGCACCUGCCCGUCCACCAGCACAGCACUUCCUCAUCAUCAUCAUCAUCAUCAUCACCAUCAUCAUUGUCGCCAUCGGUGCAAAUGGACUCCCCAGAGAAUGGCGAGAACUUAGCCAAGAAGCUAAAACCUUCUCAUAAAGAGAAAGAGGAGGAAGACGAAGACUUAACGGACAGCGGGAGAAGGGACUGGGGGUCAGGGGUGCGGUGUGUACCUUACGUCCUGUGUUCGGUUGUGAUGCAUUCUGGGAUGUCCUCAGAGAGCGGCCACUACUACUCGUACGGCAGGAACGUGAGCGUUGCGUCAGCCAGUCCCUCUUUUAAGAGUCCGGAAUCAGAUUCUGGGGUCGGCCUUUCAGAGGGCUCGACAGCUUCGCAGGAAGUUCUGGAGUGUGCAGGGCAAGACUCCAGGGACUGGUUCCUGUUCAACGACAGCCGAGUGACCUUUACUAACUUCCAGUCCGUGCAGAACAUAACGAGCCGCUUCCCCAAGGACACGGCCUACGUGCUGAUUUACAGGAAACAGGAAGAAGUUGGAGGACAGGCUGGGGGUUCAAGAGCUACCGUUAAUGGCUCGAGGUUCAGUGGGGAGCCACCUCUUCAAAAAGAUCUAAUGGAUGCCAUCACCAAAGACAACAAACUCUUCUUACAGGAGCAGGAGCUUAACGCCAGGGCCCGGGCUCUCCAGGCCGCCUCGGCCUCCUGCUCGUUUCGACCCAACGGCUCGGAUGACAACGAGCCCCCGGGAAGCUGUGGGCCCUCGGGAGGAGGAGGAGGUGGAGGAGGAGGUGGCUUCAGCACUGUCAGCAGACUGGUCUUCUGAGAGUGGUACACUUUCCGACUCGAACAGAACACUGGACUCAAACACUCAACACUGGACCUCCUUCUGUCUGAAUCCAACAUGCAGAAAUUCUCAAUAACUCGAAACCACCUCACAAGCUUUCCUUCGCGUACAGAUCACUGUUUUUUUGUUGUUUUUUUUUAAGCCGUCUCACAAAGUGUUCACGAAAGCACUUUCUGGUAACACUUUAUUAUAUCACGUAAAGCGCCUUCGUAACACGUCGCAUAAAUCCUUUUCUAGAGUAAACGCCGGAGGAUUUAUGAAGCGCUUACGUCUUAGAGAUUUUUAUCUUGUUUUGGGUACUUGUGUAUUUACAUGAAAGAGAGAAGGGAGAACAACCUGUAAUUAUCCCUGCGGAUUGACGUUUGAAAUAUUAUUUUUAAAACUCAUAAUUAAUCAGAUGGUUUUUAAUAACUGCACAUUCAUAACACGGUGAAAUCCCUCGAAGGUGUGCAUUAGGGCUUCAUAAGUGUUAUAAAUGCGAAUUUGAUUAGUUUGAGUGCAUUGAAAUAAUACAUUCAGCUGUCACAUUUGGGUUUAAAAAAAAAUCGUAUUGAAAUGGUGCUUCAUAAUGCUUUAAAAUGCAAAUGGAGCCCCGUCGCUUAAGCGCCAAUGCUCCGGUAAUAAGUAGAUGCAGUAACGACACACUUUUCAAUACGAAAGAUGAAAAAACAUUAUCUAAGCCCUCUUGAGCUAUAAUGAUAAUUGAGUGCUCUUCUGUCUUCUUUCUUUUAUGUGGAAACGUUUGUUUGUAAAGUCACAGGGUUUUUUGCGUUACAUUACAUUACAUAAAUCCUCAGCUGUUCCUUUAUUAAAUAUUUGCGCAUUGUUUAUGAAUGUGCCACGAAGGUCCCUUUUUUAUUUUUUUUUAACGGGUUGAGACCGAUCCAUUCAUGGUCCUGUAAUCGUCAGAUGUACCAUUUGCCGUCUUAUGCAAUCCAAACUGAUUCUGAUUGCAUUAACCUCUAUAAAGAACUCAGAUUUGAGCUAUAUAUAUAUAUAUAUAUAUUUUUUUUGUUUCCAACAUGUAAGCAGUCACGCUCCACUCAGACUUCGGAGCGUCAUACUUGAACGAGUGUUUGUCUACCUGUCCGUCGGGUUUGUGCCCAUAAACAGAUCACCUGACGUGUUGCAAUACAUUUACACAGAAGGGUGCAAUACUGAUUUUGAUUCCAUUGUGGAAUCGAAGCUAUACUUUUAAAAUAGCAGGAAAAAAAAAAUCACUGAAUUAUACUGGGAUAACGUUAAUAAUUAAAAAAACAAACAAACAAACAAAAAAAAAACACCUGUGUGCGUGUGUGUGUGUGUGUGUGUGUGUGAAGAGAUUGUCUUGCAUGCCGAAUUUGUUUUGGGGUCAGUUUUCACAAUAUUCCUGUUUAUAUUGUUGGGUUUUUUUGGCUUUCAGGGAGAUUUUUUUUUUUCUCUCUCUCGUCGAUUUUAAACUGAUUUUAUAUGCCUUUGAUACACAUUUUAAGAUUUUACCUGAUUACAAAACAAGCCUUGUGUAGCUAUGUAGUAUUAAUAGUUGAUGUUUUUUUUUUCUCCUCUAACAGUAAAGGUUCAUUGAUGAGCAACGGCUGCUGUAUUUAAUGUACACAUUUAAAAUGUAUAUAAUGUUUAUAGCGCUACUUUUAAAAUCCGUAUCGGUCGUUUAUUAAUGAGAUAAUGGCUGAUAUUUUCUAACUUAUAUGGUGUUUUAUGUGAUCCUUUGUGUUAAAGGAACAGGUUUUUAUUUUUCACAGCCAUGCAAACUGUCUGAAAGGAAGAAAUGACCUGGGUCUACUACUGCAUGGCAAUAAUGGACAUCACAGUUGUGUGAUUAUUAUAGUUGACAAAAUUACAAACUGCACCUAGACUGAGUUUUGUCUUAUGGAAAGCAGGAUGUACUUAUUCUUAAAAAAAAAAAAAGUGCUUGGGGCCAGUCUAGUCUAGACUUUAUUACCUGUAUAGUUACACAUAAACUAAACAUGCAAUUAUAACGUCACUACAGAGAAUGUUUACACUGAUUUACAAAUGCAUCACAGCAGGACAUCUUGCGUAAAUACAGAGAUUAUUAACUUUUGGCUGGUCAUUUUGACAGUAUGAACUCCUGAUUUUAAAGUAAGGUGCACACUAACUACACAGGAAGUGUGGGCGCAUUUGAACGAUGGCCCUAGUAGUUGCUUGCAUAAGUAUUCACCCGUCUUGAACUUUUCCACAUUUUGUCGCAUUAGAACCUGGAACUUAAAUGGAUUUGAUUGUUACUUCUUUGACUGUUCCUCUCUGAAUUUUGGUGGACCGCCUCAAGCACGAGUCAUGGUCGUGUCAUCAUCGUACUAUUUUUUUUUAAAACAAUGGAUUUAGUGGUGCUUGACAGGAUGUUCGGAAAGGUUUGGGAUAUUUCUCUCUUUUUUUUUUUUUUUUUUAAUGAAUAAAAAUGCCAAACCCUGAUUGAUACUUUUCUAAAACUUUCUUCUAGACUUGUUUUGAUCGCACCUUGGUCUUCAUGGUGCUGUUUGUUUAGGCUUGUUCUCGAACACCUCUGGAAGGAACGAGUGUAUUUAUAUUGAGAUCACGUGACACUUUAGUUGCACACAGGUGAACUCCAACGUGUGACUUCCGAUGCCACCAGAACUAAUUUAGGCAUUUCACAGCAAAGGGGGUGAAUACUUAUGCAAUCCCAACUUGUAAAUUUUUUUUUAUUUGUAAAUAAUUUCGCAAACUAUCCUAAUAAUCAAUAUAUCUUUAUUGCAUUUUUGGUAUUUUGGCUAUUAUUCAUGAUAUGUAAUCCCAGUUCAAUCCAUUCUAGCACCGAGUCGUAACACUACAUGACGUGGGAAAAGUUCAAGGGGGUUGAAUACUUAUGCAUUGCACUGCAAGUGUGCAUUGAGAGAGCAUGUCACGACUCAAAUCUUAUACAGGAUUUAUUUAAAAGCUAGCCUUUCGAAGGUGAAGAUACGCUUACACAAGUCAAAACUGAAGCUGAGACGUGGGUAUUUACAGAAGACGACAUCCACUGUAGUUACAUUAGAAUUGUUUAUCUAGUUAAUGUGUAACUACACCGUAAUCAGAGAAACAAUAUGAAGUGGGAACGAGCGUUUUUACUGUGAGCCGCUUGAGAAAUCAAGCUAAUCUGCCCGACUAAUCAUGUGGAGCAUCUGACUGAGACCAGGAUUCAUUCCAGAUCAUCUACACCUUUGUUUAUGACUAAUGAUAUAUUUUUAAAGCUCCUGCUAAAUCCUUUUGAUUCUUUUCGGCUCACUGAGAUUUAAAUUUGGAAGGACGUGCGGAUUUAAAAGGGGUUUGACAAUGCUGAGAUGGAAUGCUCCCAUAAUGCUUUUUUUUUUUUUUUGUAAUUCCCUGGAGGAAAUCUAUACAGUUUUCAUAUCAAUACUAUGGAAUUGCAGCAUUUUCAGAUCACUCGGUACUGUAACACGUAUGCAAGAUAUCCAAUUGCAAUAAGAGUGGUUCUUACAGUUACAGAAUAAAAGCUAAUAAAUGGAAAUGCGAAAAAAAUAAAUAAAUACACCCCCACCCCCCUGUUCAUUUUGCUGAUCCUUUUGCCAGGCCCACUUUGAAGAUGUUUAACAAUUGUCCUUUUUGGCAAAUGGCUGCUAUUAGAGACCAGAGACAGCUCAUUAAUGCAUUAGAGAGCAUUAGACACGGCGCAAAACAGAUUAUCAGAGACAAAUGUUAUCGGGGUUAUCCCGGCUUUUACCGCUGAAUUAGGAGCCCUUUCACAGUCACCGCGAGACCGACAAUCCAUCAAGCUCUGGCAGAGCACUGAUUGAGUCGUUGAGCUCUGUGUCCUGAAAUGAACUCGACACCCCACAUCUCUGUCUGUCUCUGCUCUCUCUCAUACGGAUCAUAAAGCUGUGCAAGUUUAAAGCCACUCGUUUAAAGCUUUACCCGCAAAUCUCCUCCUCCUCUCUAAAUAGAAGCCGAGUGGUGUGUUUUUGGUUGGAGAUGCUCCUGUGUAUAAUGCACCAAAAUCAGCCUUGUGGUUUUUAAAGAGAGAAGAAGGGUGCGUUUAAGCUCUUAAACCUC
Ictalurus furcatus (blue catfish) is the source of this 7247-nucleotide messenger RNA. It is a transcript of the gene usp38, whose product is annotated as ubiquitin specific peptidase 38. Gene Ontology annotation, molecular function: cysteine-type endopeptidase activity; cysteine-type deubiquitinase activity. Gene Ontology annotation, cellular component: nucleus; cytosol. Lineage: Eukaryota; Metazoa; Chordata; Actinopteri; Siluriformes; Ictaluridae. The transcript is spliced from 11 exons. The record is from RefSeq and is a predicted model, not a curated record. The coding region runs from base 156 to 3203 and encodes 1015 amino acids. Gene Ontology annotation, biological process: protein deubiquitination; ubiquitin-dependent protein catabolic process.